This is a messenger RNA of Grus americana (Whooping crane), 2260 nucleotides long. RefSeq names its product microtubule associated protein 1 light chain 3 beta (gene MAP1LC3B). The record is from RefSeq and is a predicted model, not a curated record. Gene Ontology annotation, cellular component: autophagosome membrane; autophagosome; cytosol. Bases 181 to 558 code for a protein of 125 amino acids. NCBI's taxonomy places the organism in Eukaryota, Metazoa, Chordata, Aves, Gruiformes, Gruidae. Gene Ontology annotation, molecular function: ubiquitin protein ligase binding. The transcript is spliced from 4 exons. Gene Ontology annotation, biological process: cellular response to nitrogen starvation; macroautophagy; autophagy of mitochondrion.
CGCCCCGCCACACUCAAGAUGUCGCCGUCGCCGCGGCCGUGCCCGCCCCGCCGUGACGCGCGGCGUCAGCUGACGGCAGAGUCGCCGGUGGCGGCGGCGGGGGGCGGGCGCCGGCACUCGCAGUCGUCCGCCGCUGCCGCGCAGAGCCGCCGCCGGGCCUGAGGCUGAGCCGCCGCCGCCAUGCCCUCGGAGAAGAGCUUCAAGCAGCGCCGCACCUUCGAGCAAAGAGUGGAAGAUGUACGACUGAUUCGAGAUCAGCAUCCAACUAAAAUACCAGUGAUCAUUGAAAGGUACAAGGGAGAGAAGCAGCUUCCAGUUCUGGAUAAGACCAAGUUCCUGGUGCCAGAUCAUGUCAACAUGAGCGAGCUAAUCAAAAUUAUCAGGCGACGCCUGCAGCUGAACUCCAACCAGGCGUUCUUCCUCCUCGUGAACGGACACAGCAUGGUGAGCGUUUCCACGCCCAUAUCCGAGGUGUAUGAGAGCGAGAAGGACGAGGAUGGGUUCCUGUACAUGGUGUACGCCUCCCAGGAGACUUUCGGAGUGCAAUCUUCUGUCUAAGACAUGCGAGCGGCUUCUAGCCUAGGAUUUUGGUUUACCCUUGGCCAUCACCCCCGCUCUUCCCCACACACACCCCAGGGAAAGAAACGGAUGUCACCUGUGCUCUCAGUACCGUAGCAUAGUCUUGCUUUAGCAGGUGUCUCAUCUUACCUUGCCUUGUUUGUGACUAUUAAACAGUACAGACGAGCACCUCCAGCUUUGAAACCUGCUGUAAUAUUCCACACAGGCACAUUUACAUUUCUGGACUUUAUGAAUGGAACCCAGUUGUGCAUGUGACAAUUGCAAAUAAAGGGACACUCGAUCGACUUUUAACGAGCAAACAGGCACCAGGGAGGAGCUAAAGUGUUUUGUGUGACAGUUUCCUGGAAAAUCUCCCUAUGAUUCCUUAAAGCUUUUAUUUUUAUUUUUUUUUAAAUGGGAAGGCUUCUCAUGAGAGCAAAUAUGUUUUAUGUUCCAAAGCAGAGCUUUGUCUUCUGCAGCUCGAUGAGACUCAUGUCAGUGCUGCAGUGAGUUAAGGCAAGUGCUUGGGGUGAGCUGGGGGUGCACAACUCUUUUUUGUCUCUGUUUUUUUGUGGCACUGCAAACUUAGGACCGGUGCCAGUUUCUGAAAUACUCAUACCAAACACCACAGCUUUAUCGUAGUUUUAAGAAGUGUUUAACUGUAAAAUACACACCUGGACAGGUAAUGUUGAAAUAAACUCCAGUCCGUUAUGAAUUUCCCAUGCCUGCGUGUUCAGUGAAACACUUGGUAUAAAAGCUCGCUUCCAAAAGCUCACACCACCCCCCCCAGCCCGGAGGUUUGCUGUUCCCUUGCCCGGCGGCAAGGGGCUGCCGGAUGGUGGUGCAACCGCAGACACGAGCAGCACCCGCAUCGCUCGUGGCCUCGGGAGCGCUGCCCAUCCUCGCCGUCCCCAUCUGCUUGGCAGGGCGGGCGCGUCGAAGCCCUCCGAUGUGAGCAGGCGAGCGGCUUUGUUGUACCCAGCUCUGUGCCGAACGCUGGGACUCGGACACGCCACCGGAAUUACCAACCCACCCUGCCUAACCAGUCUGUCACUUGUAUUUUUUGCAUGUUACCACCGAGGGGGAAGUCAGGGAGAAGCGCUUUUAGAAGCAGCUCGCGGCCGGGAGUUGCUGUCAAGAGUUGACGAACAAAUGAUUUUUUUUUUUUUUUUUUCCAUCGCUGAAGUCUGCCACUCACGUGGGGUUUGGAAGACCUUGGUGUUACUACUGUCCUGUGCAGAGGAAAGGCAUCUCGUAGGGUAUCUCUGUGUUUUUCCUCUAGAGUCAUUAAGUGGAACGUAGCAGGAUGAGAUUACUCGUGUAUAUUAUGUGUCUGUGAACUAACUACAUCUGUUACUGGAAGCUAAUUUACUCUUAACGGGGGGGGAAAAGAAGCAAUACUACUGCGUCUUGGCACUCUAGCUCAAUAAGGUGUAAAAUUUGUACCUACCUACACCUCUUUGCAUGCAUCUCGUUCACAAUGCUUACUUCAGAUUUUUUAUUGUUCUUUGUGUUUUUACUCCAAUGUAAACUUUUAAAUGCAGCUUGUUCUAUGUUUAGUUUUGUUCGUGUAAGAAAUUGUUUAACUCAUAACUGACAACCAUACUUGUAAUUACGACGUGAUUGGCUGAUAUUCCUGUACAAAUGUUGCUUUUUUAAAAUUAAUACAGUGCUGAUAUGGAUGGAUUACAUCCCGACUUAA